Rana temporaria (common frog) is the source of this 3098-nucleotide messenger RNA. It is a transcript of the gene P2RX3, whose product is annotated as purinergic receptor P2X 3. The record is from RefSeq and is a predicted model, not a curated record. NCBI's taxonomy places the organism in Eukaryota, Metazoa, Chordata, Amphibia, Anura, Ranidae. Gene Ontology annotation, biological process: response to ATP; monoatomic cation transmembrane transport. The transcript is spliced from 12 exons. Gene Ontology annotation, cellular component: plasma membrane; nuclear inner membrane. Gene Ontology annotation, molecular function: extracellularly ATP-gated monoatomic cation channel activity; ATP binding; purinergic nucleotide receptor activity. The coding region runs from base 819 to 1913 and encodes 364 amino acids.
AUACUCUUUCUGUUGUAAACACCACAUUCCUGAGCAAUAACCUUUUUUUUAUUUCCAUUAAAGAGCCAAAGUAUUUACACAAAUCUCCACUGCCCAUCAUAAUUGACUAAGCAUUAGCGAGGAUCUCUUACUCAUUACUUUCUUGUAGAUCUUCCUCUCACCUCAUUGUUAAGUGUUGUUAUUUUUCCUCACAGCCUCUUGGUAGCAUGAAGGAGGUCUUUUAUUCCUUGAUGUUAUUACAUUCCUUCUGACUUCAUCUUUAGUAAUUGAGUUUGGCAAAUUGAAACAAUUAACGCUCCACUGAGGAUUUCAACCCAAACUCUGGUUACAUCCGCUGGAGAAGUGUGGAAGCAUCUUCACUUUUAGAUCCAAGCAGGAAAACUCGGGACACAUUCAUAAAGACAGGAAUUCAUAAAGACAGACAUUCAAAAACUCAGGGGACAGGAUUUCCAAACUGCCUAGAAACAGCUUGGACAUAAAAAAAAAAACUAAAAAUUGGAAUUAUAAGCCACAUCUAUAUGGAAAAAAAUUUAAAGGCACUGAGGACCUACUUAUAUUUAAAAUCUGCAAGAUCACUACAGAAAAAAAAGGGCUUUGUGAGUUUAAUGCUUUAAUAAUGUAUGACUAAUAGCUUGGAGAAUUCUCUUCUGCAUUUGUGAAAAGUUGUUCAAACUCCAAACGUUCUAAGACGUGUCUGUGAUUAAGGCUCAUUCUAAAAGCUUUUAAACAAAAACUGGGUCUCCAAGAGAAAAGGACACAGCUUGGUGAUAGCAGUCUUGUAGAAUUUGGGUUGGUGGAAAGCUUGGUGUAUAAGAGCUAUGGGUUUUAUCACCGACUUCUUUACCUAUGAAACAACUAAGUCAGUGGUGGUUAAAAGCUGGACUAUUGGAAUCAUCAACAGAGCAGUGCAGCUCCUAAUUAAAACCUACUUUGUAUGCUGGGUUUUUCUCCAUGAGAAAGCUUAUCAGAUCCGGGACUCAUCAAUCGAGUCUUCUGUUAUGACAAAAGUUAAAGGCAUUGGGCGAUACAGUAAAAGAGUGAUGGAUGUUGCAGACUAUGUCAUCCCACCACAGGGGUCUUCUGUGUUUGUCAUUCUAACGAAACUUAUAACCACUCCAGAUCAAGUGCAAGAUCACUGUCCAGAGAGUGAUGAGAAGUACAAAUGCACCACAGACAGCAAAUGUACAAGAAACAGGCCUACAUCCAACGGUUUUCUCACUGGGAGAUGUGUCAGUUCAUUUUGCCAAAUUCAAGGCUGGUGCCCAACAGAAAAUGACACUGUUCAGAUGCCUCUGUUAAUGGAAGCUGAAAACUUCACAAUCUUUGUCAAGAACAGUGUGCGAUUUCCCCUUUUUGAUUUUGAGAAGGGGAACCUGCCAAAUAGUCUGAAAUGUCUCUAUCAUCAAGAAAAGGAUGCUUUUUGUCCAAUCUUCAGACUAGGUGACAUUGCGAAAUACGCUGGUCAAAACUUCACAACAUUAGCUGAUAAGGGGGGAGUACUGAGUAUUAAGAUCGGCUGGAUGUGUGACCUGGACAAGUCCUGGGAUCUUUGUGUUCCUCAGUACAGUUUUACCAGACUGGAUAGUGUAUCAGAAAAAAACAAUGUGUCACAAGGCUACAAUUUCAGGUUUGCUCGAUACUUCAUGAGUUCAGAUGGCACAGAGUUUCGAACUUUGAUCAAGGCCUUCGGCAUUAGAAUUGAUGUCCUUGUUUAUGGAAAUGCAGGGAAGUUUAAUAUCAUUCCAACUCUCAUCAAUAUUGUGGCAGCCUUUACAUCUGUGGGUGUGGGCACUGUCCUUUGUGAUAUAAUUUUACUGAACUUCCUGAAAGGAGCGGAUCAGUACAAAGCAAAGAAGUUUGAGGAGAUUUCUGAUUCCACCCCAGCCUUUGGCAGCCAUGUUUUUCAAAAGUGACCAGACGCUUGCUGGCCGAGGAGAUGAAAAGAGGUCUACAGACUCUGGGGCCUUCUCCAUAGGAUUAUAGAAUUGGCCUCACUCUUUGCUGUUCUUACCCUGAACUAUUUUAAUGUAUAUAGUUGACUAUAACAUCCUACACUUCUGCUUCAUAUAUCUGGCAUCUGAUAUUAGCUAGACUAUCCUAAGCUUUAUUGUCUUGCUUUAUCACUCUGCUGCCUUUAUAAACUACUGAUCUACCAUUGUAAUUUGAUAUUUCACAUUUAAUUGUCCUUGUCACUUCAGAGCCUUCCAAUCUUACUGACACCUCAUAGUAUGCAUUAUAAAUGUGUUGAGUCAGGAGAGACGUGGAUAUAGUGCCCAGAAAUGUUCUUAUUGUAAAAAAAAUACGGCAGAAUGAUAGUUCAUUAUUUGUGGACAUUGAAUAUGCAGCAAUUUUCAGGACAGGGAAGUUAGCACAGUCUUCUUGAUGAUGCUUUCAUACUUCAUACUUCAUACUAUAGCCUACAUAUUUGGAGUUAAAAAAAUACAAGAAUUAAAAUGCUUUUUAUGACCUCUCCAAUCACCAGAUUCAUGCCUAUUUGAACCUUUAUGAAAAGUUCUAGAAAACCUCAGACUCCCUGCAUUAUUAAAACAUCUGGAAGAUUUUGUUCUGAAAUAUGGUACAGAAUUCCACUAUACACCAUUCAGAUCUUCAGUGAUAGCAGUUCCUAAAGGAUUUAAACUGAAAGCACAGGAUGGCCUACUCAUUAGGCCCUUGAGAUCCAUGUGUUGUUAGUUUUGGUUAUUGCAUACAUCCAAGUAAAUAGCUCUCUGUUGGCAUUGUCUAUGUAGUGCCAGUCACCACUUAUAGAUACAUAUGCUUUCAAAUAAAGAAAAUAAGCAGUCAAUUCUCAAGCAGAGAUUACAUAAAGUUGUUAAUUUAUUGCUAAUGUAUUGUACUUUUUUAUUUUAAAAUCUAAAACCUUUACAAAACUAAAAUGGUUAAUUUAUCUGGGGGAAUAAUAUUUCUGUUUAGAUAGGUAGGCUAAUGUGACCAGAAAAUGUUCCGGGCAAACAGUGGGAGGAAGCAAAUUAUUUACCACAUACGGUAUAUACACUGCGCAAAAGUCUCUUCUGACUGUUUUUUUACUAGUUUUGCAUUUGGAUAUGGUCAGUGUCACUACUGGUAGCAUGAGGCGAUAA